Molecule: messenger RNA, 8654 nt
Organism: Crotalus tigris (Tiger rattlesnake)
Lineage: Eukaryota; Metazoa; Chordata; Lepidosauria; Squamata; Viperidae
Gene: PDE4D
Product: phosphodiesterase 4D
Exons: 18
Coding region: 1813-4068 (751 amino acids)
Biological process (GO): cAMP catabolic process; signal transduction; regulation of cardiac muscle cell contraction
Cellular component (GO): nucleus; perinuclear region of cytoplasm; cytosol
Molecular function (GO): transmembrane transporter binding; ATPase binding; 3',5'-cyclic-AMP phosphodiesterase activity
Source: RefSeq, a predicted model, not a curated record
CUUCGCGGGCCACAUGAAACCACUUCGCGUGCCACAUCCGGCCCCCAGGCCUUGUGUUUGACAUGUCUGACCUAGCAGUUAAAGGAAAUGAACAACAGAACUCAUUAAAUCAUCUGGAUCUGCUUAAUAAACUUCAUAAGCUGCUCAUCUAGAAAUAAUGAAUGGCUAAAACAGCCACCACCGUGUCCAAAAUCCCAGGUUGCAGGGGGGCAUGGGAGGUCAAAAACAGUGGUUGCAUCUACACAGUGAAAGCUCCCUCUAUUUUUUACAUAAGUCCAUCAGAGUCCUAGCUGUCUCUGGACUUUUUUGAACCCCAUGUUCCUGUAAAGGUUUCAUAAUUAGGAAGUGCAGGUAGUCCUCAACUUACAACUAUUUGUUGAGUGACCGCUUGAAAUUACAACAGCACUGAAAAAGAGUGACUUAUGACCAUUUUUUACACUUACAACCGCUGCAGCAUUCCCAUGGUCAUGUGAUUGAAAUUCAGAUGCCCCUGGCAACCGGUUCCUAUUAAUGGCAGUUGCAGUGUCCCACGGUCAUGUGAUCACCUUUUGCGACCUUCUGACAAGCAAAAUCAAUGGGGAAGCCAGAUUCACUUAACAACCGUGUUACCAACUUAACAGCUGCAAUGAUACAUUUAACAACCCUGGCAAGAAAGAUCAUAAAAUGGGGCAAAACUCACUUUACAACUGUCUGGCUUAAGAACAAAAUUUGGGGUCUCAGUUGUGGUCAUAAGUGGACGACUACCUGUACUGUCAUUAAAUGCAGUGCUAGAGAAAUCUCUUGGUUGGCCCUGAAAGAGGAAGCGGACUCCCCCCUGGGGUGGGACUUGUGUGCUCCAGAGCCAGUGUGGGGAGGGAAACUAACACAGAGGUGUCGGUUUUACUUAAGGGGGAGUGAAAUUCACGUUUGUGUGGGGGGGGACAACCCUAAAGAGAAAUGGCACCCCACAAAAGAUGCCACUGCAACCAAUUCUUACGGAAAUCCUUUCAUUGGCUGGUUCACUCAAUGACUCUCUGAACUGCAGGAUGACUUCGCCCUAGAGAAGUUCUGUAGAAACUCCUGCUUGAGUUGGCUCUUUUCUGAAAACGCCAAAGGCCUCGUGCGCUGCUCCCCUGCACCGCAUGCUCCGGCCCAAGGCUUUAGUCCUCCUGGGGGAGGCAGGCGUGAUGCGGAUGGAACGUGGAGCGCCGGCUUGAAUAAUUUGGUUACAUCAAAGCAAGUCACCUGUUGCUCUGAAAACGUGCAGACAAACUCAGCCAGUGCGAUUCCAUCUCCCGGGGCUGCCAGAGCCCCGCCCACCCUAACACACGCCUGCCUGCCUGCCUGCCUGCCUGAAAAAGGAGCGUUAGCCCCAGCAGCCGGGCGUAGGGGAGAGCUUCCCUUCCCUUCCUUUUUAUUUGGGCUGUUGGAGUGUUUUCUGCUUGUCCGAACCAGUUAGACUUGCCGCGCGGAGAGGAUAACCAAGUGGCUGAUUAAAGUGAGCUCACUUUCAUCACUUACCGUUCAGCCUGCACAAGCACGAGUCCCGGGGCUUCUGGUAAUUCCGGGGGCCUGCCCUGCUCCUGACCCGAACUCUUGUAUCUCCGGCAUAGUGAGUGAUGUUGCGCUGGAAUUUCCUGUCCUAAAUCGCUGCCUCUUCGGGAGGACCCUGCAAGAUUCAACCAGCAAACAAACAAGUAGUUCUGAUGAAGGUGGGCACCUCACAUUUUACAUGAAACACUGCAAAUGCACUGACCUGUGGAAAACAUAAGUGACAUUUGCUCUUGUUGGAACUGCUGCUAAAAUCUCAGCCAGAUCAGCAACUGCAGCAUCAUGAGCAGGGAUACAAACUCUUUAUCUGUCAGAAGUAAAAGUGCAUCAGAAGAAACACUGUACCAUCAAAAUGAAGAAGAAGCGGUUCUCCAAGGAACGGACCAGUAUCGUGUUAGGAGAUUAUCCUGUCGUAACCUCCAGCUUCCUCCUUUGGCAUUUAGACAGCUGGAGCAGGUAGACUGGGAGAAAAAGACUGAUCCAGAGAUGGUGCAGAGGCCCACCAACCUUCCACUGAGAACUCUUCCUCUAAUUGCUAUUACUGCUGCAGACACUGUCAGUUUCGAUGUAGACAAUGGCACCUCAUCGGGACGGAGUCCCUUGGAUCCCAUGACAAGCCCUGGAUCAGGGCUAAUUCUCCAGGCAAAUUUUGUUCACAGUCAACGCAGAGAGUCCUUUCUCUACCGGUCAGAUAGCGACUAUGAUCUGUCGCCAAAGUCUAUGUCCAGGAACUCCUCUAUUGCCAGUGAUAUACAUGGAGAUGACUUGAUUGUGACACCGUUUGCUCAGGUGCUUGCCAGUUUACGUACUGUACGGAACAAUUUUGCUGCAUUAACCAACCUUCAGGAUCGAGCACCUAGCAAACGGUCACCCAUGUGUAACCAACCAUCCAUCAACAAAGCAACCAGAACAGAGGAGGCCUACCAAAAACUGGCCAGCGAGACCCUGGAGGAGCUGGACUGGUGCCUGGACCAGCUGGAAACCUUGCAGACCAGGCACUCCGUCAGUGAAAUGGCCUCGAAUAAGUUUAAAAGAAUGCUCAAUCGAGAGCUAACCCACUUAUCUGAAAUGAGCCGAUCAGGCAAUCAAGUCUCUGAAUAUAUAUCCAACACAUUUUUAGAUAAACAGCAUGAAAUGGAAAUCCCAUCUCCAACACAGAAAGAAAAAGAGAAAAAGAAACGGCCUAUGUCUCAAAUCAGUGGAGUAAAAAAGUUGAUGCACAGCUCCAGCUUAACAAAUUCUAGCAUCCCCAAAUUUGGAGUCAAAACAGAUCAAGAAGAUAUUCUAGCUAAGGAGCUAGAAGAUGUAAAUAAAUGGGGCCUCCAAGUAUUUAAAAUAGCCGAAUUAUCUGGGAACCGACCUUUGACAGUCAUCAUGUAUACAAUCUUUCAGGAACGGGAUUUGCUAAAAACAUUUAAAAUUCCACCGGACAUCUUAAUAACCUAUUUGAUGACGCUGGAGGACCAUUAUCAUGCAGAUGUGGCGUAUCACAACAAUAUACAUGCUUCUGAUGUUGUACAGUCAACACAUGUGCUUUUAUCAACCCCAGCUUUGGAAGCUGUUUUCACGGACUUGGAGAUUCUAGCUGCUAUUUUUGCCAGUGCAAUACAUGAUGUUGACCAUCCUGGAGUUUCAAACCAAUUUCUUAUCAAUACAAAUUCUGAACUUGCCUUGAUGUAUAAUGAUUCAUCAGUCCUGGAAAAUCAUCAUCUAGCUGUUGGGUUCAAAUUAUUGCAGGAGGAGAAUUGUGACAUUUUCCAGAACUUGACAAAAAAGCAGAAGCAAUCAUUGAGGAAGAUGGUCAUUGACAUUGUGCUUGCCACAGACAUGUCUAAGCAUAUGAAUCUAUUGGCCGAUUUGAAAACAAUGGUUGAAACCAAGAAAGUGACUAGCUCUGGAGUUCUACUUCUUGAUAACUAUUCAGAUAGGAUUCAGGUUCUACAAAAUAUGGUACACUGUGCAGAUCUAAGUAAUCCAACAAAGCCACUCCAGUUAUAUCGCCAAUGGACAGAUAGAAUAAUGGAAGAGUUCUUUCGUCAGGGAGAUCGAGAAAGAGAAAGAGGCAUGGAAAUAAGUCCCAUGUGUGAUAAACACAAUGCAUCUGUAGAAAAAUCACAGGUGGGUUUUAUAGACUACAUUGUUCACCCUCUCUGGGAGACCUGGGCAGACCUUGUCCAUCCAGAUGCCCAAGACAUCUUAGAUACUUUGGAGGACAAUCGUGAAUGGUACCAGAGCACAAUCCCUCAGAGUCCUUCUCCUGCACCGGAUGACCAAGAGGAGGGUAGACAAGGACAAACUGAAAAAUUUCAGUUUGAACUAACUUUGGAAGAAGAUGGUGAAUCAGACACAGAGAAGGACAGUGGAAGUCAAGUGGAAGAAGAUACCAGCUGCAGUGACUCCAAGACUCUUUGCACCCAAGACUCAGAGUCCACAGAAAUUCCACUUGAUGAACAAGUGGGAGAAGAAGUGGUAGAGGAGGAAGAGGAGGAGAAUCAGUCAGAACCUUGUGUGCUAGAAGAACAGUCUCCUGACACGUAACAGUAUGCUAACUGCAUAGUUCUCUAUACUCUCUCCUUUUCUGUUUUUAAAAGCUGAAAAUGGUUUCCAAAGUGCAUAUCAUACGGCACAACCGUGAUCAUGCCUCACUGUCAUCUGCCAGAGUUGUUUGUUGAUCAAAAACUUAGUUCGGCACUCAGGAUUAGUGUGACCAGAAUUGUUCAUCUCCAUGGUACCAGAGAAUGAAGGAAAACAUCUGCAAAGAACAGUUGAAUUAAGAGUUCAGCUUGGCUGAUAUGAGAAACUGACAGUACUCACAGCUGUUUUUCAAAAGGAGGAAAGGCUGGUCCAAAGCUAAUGUGAGUGUGUGUGUGUGAGAUUGUAUGUGUGUUUUGUAUUAGGUUUUAAUUUCAUGAAGAGGCAAUUAAUAACAUACAAUUAAUGAUUAACACCAGAAUCUAAAGAAAGUGACCAGCAAUUGAAUCAAGUUGUCUAGUGGAAAAUAAAUGCACUCAAAUAUCGGGAUACAACAUGAACCAGUAGGAAGAUGAAGCUGUGGAAAUCACAUACUUUUCUAAUUUCAAGUCUUCCUGAAACAUGACUGAAAAAGGUGUAGCUCAACGGUUGCACUAAAGUCUGCAUUUUGUAUCAUAUGUACAACAGAAAUCUUUUUGUAGAGUUUACUUUUAUUAUUAAAUGUGUUGGGUUAUUAUAUUUAAAAGAAUGCAACACCCUCUGAAUUUCAUCUGCCAGUGGCUUUUUCUUCCUACCUCUUCUCCUAUCCCCAAAAAAGAGUAACUUGCAAGUUUUCAGUACAUGUAUAUGCUACACUGGAUAAAUUGAAUUUUAUAUUUGUUUGCACUUAGAUUUUCAUAGCAAUUCCUUCAACUGUUAUAAAAUAGCCUUUUGUUUUAUAGACCAAUGAUACAUAUAUGAUGUUCUGUUAAUUCUCUCUCUCUCACCCACCCAUAUACCCAGCCUCUUAUUGUAGGAAAACACUUUGUUUUCUGUCUUUUUUCUUUGUAAAUGUCCAAAAGCAGCAAUAUAUUAUCUGCUAUGAGCUCUUUGGCCUCGCAGAUAGUCCUGCAGAUCCAAGGUUUAUGGUUGUGAGUUAAUUCUCCUCAACCAAAACAAUUAUUUUUGAAAUCUAGUGGAACACUAGAGUAGCAGUUCCCCAACAUUUGGGUUGCAACAAUUGAGAAGUGACAGGAAUUUGGACCAUUAGGAUUCUAUCUUCCUAUAGUAGAUGCAUUGGGGUUUAGAAGAUUGAAAUGAAUGACAAAUUUGGAUCUGAGGUUUUCAGAUCUAUGGCCAGUAUAAGUGUGACUUUCUUAGUAUUUUAUCUGAUCACUGAAUAUUUCCUUUUCCAUGAGACAGUUCAUUGGAGUGAACAAUAGCAUUGUAGUAGUCUUCAGCCCCAGUGACUUUACUAGACCAACAAAUAAAUACUUUGGUUGGAGGCUUACGGGCCACUUUUAUUGCACAGUACUUCAGAUUAUAUUUGUGCAAGCAGGUCAGGAAUAAACUGUUUCUAAGGAAUUUCUUGUUACUUCAAAAAAUUUUUGAGUGGGUUUGUGCUAUUGUGGGAAAUGCACUACCCUACAAAACUGACAAGUUGUGAGAAAAAAAGCAUUUUCAAAACAAAGUGUAGACUACCAUCCAAUGUAGAAUUACAUGCCAUUAUGGGAUUUACGUAUCUAAUUUUAAAUUUGGCUGUAGGUGUAGCAUACAGUUAUAAUAAUGUGUAGGAAAUCUAUGCACAGUAGCAGAUGUUAAUGCAGAUUGAUAUCUGUGAGGAUUGAAAUGGGCCAUUCUCACUUGUCCUGUGCUGCCUUUCUCUUGCCAGGUUGCAUUAGUAGGCACAUUUUCAUGCUGCUUUAUCAAUAUGGUACAUUUCCAUGACCACAUAGAUCCUCUAUAUUUGACGUACAUUUGCAUAAAACAGCUCCUCACUGUAUGCAAAAACUUUGCACAGAGUUAUUGUAAUCCCAGUAUUAAACUUUGUUGGACUGGGUGUGAAUCAUGAGUCCUUGUUUUGCUGAAAACAAAAAUACGAUUGGAUUGGAUCGAGCCUAAAUUAAUAAGGCUUUAGUCCCAUUGUAAUCGAUGGAACUAUUCCUUUAUUUAUUUAGAAUUAAGGGUUGUUUUGUAUAUCAAGUUCUUAUGGUAAGCACUGACUAAUGAGGAUUUUUGAAAAAUGUUUUAAUAUGUUGACUCUUUCUUAGUUCUUAAUGCCUUUUGUUAAAAAAUACCAACUCGGGAAAUGAAUGGAAGAUUUUCAUCAAAUUGCUCUUAGCAUAAAUUCAUGGCCUCUCCUUCACUACUUUGACAUUUGUACAGUCCCCAAGAGUGCCUGGAAUUUUAAUGAAAAAAAAGCAAUAUAAAUUCCAAAAAUCAAAAUGGACAUAGAAGGGUAAUUUUUUUCUGCACUAAUAGUUUAAUCAAUAAGGUGGAGUGAUCUCUGGCUUGGCCAGCAAGUUCUGAGGAAAGAACUGUUAAAUACAUAAAUAUCUUUGCUUUCUAACAAGAUUUCCCAGCUAUUAAUUUCAAGAAGGUUUAAUUCAUUGCUGGAUCUUGUUAGAGUGCACACUGUAAGAUUAAACUUUCAAAGAAAAUGGAGACUGUAUUGUGUAUUGUGUAAAAAUACACCCUUACACAUGGACAAUCAAAUGACAGAAAACAUAAUUUUUAGAGCCAGGGAUUGAAUGCACUGUACAAUCUUUUCUGUUUUAUUCUUUUAUUUUAUUUUGCCUGAAGUGUGUGAUAGCACACCCAUGGCUGAAAAAAAAUAUUAAAAGGUGACUUUACAUGUGCUCUCUGUUUUUGCCACAAGUAAAAUGCAAAGCAUUGGUACAGUUUUGAAAAGGAAAGUGAGAGAAUCUGGGAAAGGCAAGAGGAAUUUGAGUUUGCAUUUUUACUUUAGCUUGCAAGUUACUGUUCUUGGUAAUGUUGUGUCUGUUCCUUUUGAUUUCUGAUUUCAUGUCAUUGUUUCAAAAAAUGUGAUCAGAUAAUAUAGGUAGAACAAAUCACAUUCAAAAGCUUUUUUAAAAAAACUUGAGAAUGAAAUGAAUUUUACAACUUUGUCAUUUAUUUUACAAUGCAUUUAUUUAUUUUUUAUUUGUGCCAUGCAUAUUUUUUUCUCACCAAAUGACCUUACUUGUAAUAAGUCUUGUUUGUCUCUGUUUACAGCUAUGUAUUUAUUGUAAUGUAUAUAGUGUAAUGUUAAUUGUAAAUUAUAAGUUCUUAUUAUAACAUCAUCCUUGCCAGGAUGGUGUUGCUAUAUUUGGAACUCUUGGUGAGAGAAUUAAUAUUGUGUAUACAUACUCCCCUUGUACAUUUUUCCCUUGUGUAAUAUAUUCUAUAUCACCUUAGAGCUUGUUUAUGGAAGAGUUGAGAAAAAUGAUAGAAUACAUAGAUAUAUAAAUUAAAAGCUGCAGGUCUUUGGUCCCAGGGCUGUGCCUUAACUUUAAACAAAAUUUUCUUCUGUUUUGCUGCAUUUGGAAGAAAGGUCGUAGCAAACAUGGGCUGGGUGUAUCUCUACUAUGCUUUUUUUAAAAUGGGACUUCAACUGUGUCCCAUCUAGGAAUGUUCUCUUUUCCACUAUUUAGAUCCACUGAAGCUGGGUUUUGGGAAGAAGGUUUUUUUUUUUUUUUUUUUUAAAAAGGCAAGAUGGCAAGAGACUGUGCAAUUGAAACUGCCAUCUUGCCUUUUUUGAGACACCAUGUGGAUGCCCCUGCCAGGCUCUGACCUCUUUUUGGAUAAAUGCCUUUUCUCUAAUGGAAUACACAUUCCCCUUCAAAGCUUUUCUUGAGGGAUUCUUCACCUUUCUUAGAGAAAGUAAAGGAAAAAAAAAUGUCGCCGCCACUUAAACAAAAAGAAUGAGCACUAAUCAAUGGCAGCUACUGCUUUCAAGCCCCACUGUAACAAGGAAGUUACUUCUGUCCAUACCAAGGCAAAUUCAUAUAGGCAGAUUAUACCCAUUAUCUUUAAUACAGUGGCUCUCUAGAUUAGACCUGUAUUGAUAUUGUGCUGUAAAACAGGACCUAUUCCCUUCUAUAAGGCUUUCAGGCAGCCAAAGCUUACUUCUGUAUGAAUGAAUGUGCAUCAUAUGAAUGCAUCAGGAACGUCUGUAGCUUUCCUACAUCAUUGAAACACUACCGUUUGUUUUAGGCAAAAUCAACAAUGGCCUGAAGUAUGUCUCGCUGCUGCUCUUGGACAUGAAGCUUUGUAGUUCAGAUACCUCAUCUCUAUUCUACCCGCACCCAGCCCAUGUAGCAUGUGAUUGCUUGGUGAAAGGAGAAAUUCUUUUUCAAGAAAAACAGAGCCGCCUCCUUGACACAAACUGUAGAUUUUAGCAGCCCUGGCCCAAAGGAAUACGAUUGCUUUUGUUUUUCACAAUAUAAAAGGGACACUAUUACAACAGAAUUCCUGAACAAUAUUUUAGUUGUUUUCAGUUGGUUUUGUUUCCUUUGGGUAUGUCUUUAGAGUGACAGAGUAUGCGAACAUUGCAAAUAAUUCAAUGAUUUCUUAGCCUCUCUUACAGCCUAUGGAAUAGUACUGUAUGUCAGAUACCUUCAUAUGAAAUUUUUAUAUGCAAUGGAAAUAAAAGCAUGGGUUGAUUCUGCCUA